UUGAGGGAUAGAUAAUCGGUUAUGAACUUAUGUUUAAUUUGAUAUAUGAGUUUUUGCUUUCAUUUUCUUUAAUUGCAGACUUGGGUUUAUAAUUGAUUUUCUCUCAAAAGCAACACUGAUUGGAUUCAUGGCUGGAGCUGCCAUUAUAGUGUCUCUACAACAACUCAAGAGUCUUCUUGGUAUUACAAAUUUUACCAAACAAAUGGGAAUAAUCCCUGUUCUAAGUUCUGUUUUCCACAGGACAAAUGAGUGGUCUUGGCAAACAAUAUUAAUGGGAUUUUGCUUCUUGGUUUUCCUCCUAUUGACCAGACACAUAAGCAUAAGAAAACCAAAAUUAUUUUGGAUUUCAGCUGGAGCUCCUCUUCUAUCAGUGAUUAUCUCUACACUGCUGGUCUUUGCACUAAAAGCUCAGAAGCAUGGCAUCAGUGUUAUUGGAGAACUACAAAAAGGAUUAAACCCUGUUUCAUGGAACAUGUUACACUUACAUGGAAGCUACUUGGUGCUUGUAAUUAAAACAGGCAUUGUCACUGGCAUCCUUUCACUCACUGAAGGAAUUGCAGUUGGAAGGACUUUUGCUGCUUUAAAAAACUAUCAAGUGGAUGGAAACAAAGAGAUGAUUGCAAUUGGAUUAAUGAAUAUUGUUGGCUCCUCUACUUCCUGCUAUGUCACAACAGGUAUUAUAAUUCUUCCUCAAAAUUUGA
Messenger RNA from Nicotiana tabacum (common tobacco), 701 nucleotides. NCBI's taxonomy places the organism in Eukaryota, Viridiplantae, Streptophyta, Magnoliopsida, Solanales, Solanaceae. The record is from RefSeq and is a predicted model, not a curated record.